CAUGAUGAGUAAUAAUUGCGUUAGCCCUGUUACCUGCGUAGAACAAGACGAUAGAUGUAUGAACAACGUAGAAGAAUCGCAUUUUAUGAAACUGGAUGCAAUGAAUUCGAAUCAUAAUGAAAUUAUGGUUCAGCUUACAUUCAAAAUCGAGUUUCAGAAGGCGAUUAUCAAUAAAUUAUUAUCAGAAAUCAGCGAAAUUAAAACUAAUUUUCAAAUUCAAAGUCAGUUGAAGGAUAACGAGUUGUCAAAUUUGAGAGAAAAAUGUGAGCAGUUCCAAAGUAGAGUAAAAGAAUUUGGAGAUAAUCCAUCGAGAAUUGAUCAAUCAAAUUUUUAUAACCAUCAAAAUACAUUGGACAAGUUGAACAAAGAAAAUGAGUUAUUGAAGAAGAAAAACAAAGAGUUGUUGAAUGAAAAAAAUUCUUUGGUAUCAAAAUUAGAUAAAGAGUUUGAACAAUGUCCAAUAGUGUCGUUUGACUAUGGAAACGAAAGCUACAAUAUUAUCAAAAAAUUAACUAAAUCUGUGAAGGCUGAAAUAGUGGAUACAAGAUGCUGUGAUAAGUUCUUCGAUUUGUGUGUGACUGAACUCAAUGAAAAUCUGGCUUUCGUCGGUGUUGUUGAUGGCGUUGUUCAAAAAGCCUCUGAUGUUAUCGAAGUCCAACAAACUCAGACAACUGCAGAACCAACGAAAAUCUUUGAAGCUAAUAUCGAUAACGUGUCAUUUACAAAGACUGUCUCAAGUGAUCUCGAAGUAGAAUCAAAUCACCUAGAUAAGACGAAGAACGAUAUAAUUUCCACUGAAGAAAACUGCUGCAAAAUAACCGCCAAAUUCACCGAUCAUAGCGACAUAAAAAACAUCUUAAAUUUGGAUCAAAUCACAACGUUUAAGUUUACUAUUAACGAUAAAAAAAAAAAACUCUCAGACAAUGAAUUAGAUGCAAAUUUUAAAUCUAAUCCGGUAAGUGCACUGCAAGAAUUGUGUAUAUCCCAAGAUUGGAUAUUACCGAAGUAUAAGUUUUUUGAAGAAGGCGAUAUUCAACCACCACAAUUGACCAACGAAUCAAAUAAAAACAUCAAACAUAAUAUCAAUUGUUUAUCAACUACAAGGACUGUCCCAAUUGAUUAUGAGGUAAAAUUAACAGGAAAUUAUAAUUCUACAUGCACUGAAGAAAACGUCAGCAUAGUGGCUAAUGAACUCACGGGUCAUAAUGAGUUGAUUGGAGUCCAAGUUCAGGAUCAAUUCAAGACGGUCAAAACUAAUAAAAAAAAACUCACAGACAAUGAAUCAGAUGGUACAGAAGACGAUGAUACACCAGCGUUUACUUUGGGCAACAAGAAGAAGUACGUACAAGUUAACAAAGACUCGAUGUUUGAAAUGUGCAAUGUGGUCGUACGUCACCCGGUGUUUCUUGAAGAACAAGAUACUGGUCGUCUGAUCGUGAAUUUUGGAUUCCUCAAUCACAACGAGAACCACGUGCCACUAGUAAACGGAUCGGUUGUUAUUAACGAAAACCAACAGUCAAUGUUUACCUCUGUAGGCUUCGAUUUCGCCAAACGAUUUCAACGGUCAAACAAUCCGAGUGUGCGCGAAUUGAAGGAAAAGAUUUUUUGUGUUCAGCUGAUGAUAAAUCAUUGUGCACUGACGUUCGUUGGUUUCGGUGAAACGUUACUCAAAGAUCAAGAAGAUGCGGCUUAUGAGUGUUUGACUCGUUCAAAAUUAGUCCCAAAAAAUUAA
Messenger RNA from Sipha flava (yellow sugarcane aphid), 1732 nucleotides. RefSeq lists its product as uncharacterized. The transcript is spliced from 7 exons. Bases 2 to 1732 code for a protein of 576 amino acids. Lineage: Eukaryota; Metazoa; Arthropoda; Insecta; Hemiptera; Aphididae. The record is from RefSeq and is a predicted model, not a curated record.